CUUUCCAUUUUUUCAUGCCAUGGCAUCUUCUUCUCACAAGCAACAGCAACACUUACCAAACUUGUACGGCGCCACCGCGGCCCCACCGCCAACCCCAUCCGCGCAACCCAAUCACCACCUCGUCACGUCAUCAGCCACCGCGGAUGCGCUUUCCAAGCUCCUCCACCGUCUCCCUCCAACUCUCUCCCUCCCUACUCGCCGCUUGGCCCCAUCCGUCGAGUCUCCUCCUACCGUCUCUUUCUCUGACCCUAACCUGAAGGAUCUCCUCCUCUCCUCCGGUUCCAAACUCGGGUUCUUCCAACUCACAAGCCACGACGUAUCUUCCCGACUCGCUAACUCUGCUGAGACCGAGUCACUCUCUCUCUUUGAACUCCCUAAAGAGCAAAAAGAAUCAUGUUUCCCCAAGAACUGGCCUCUAGGCUUCAAUGCCGAUGAGGAAGAAGGUGGGGAGGGAAAGGGUGAGUCAUUUUGCUUGGAUGCUACGUGUUCAACCGAGUCAAGAAACCUGUCAUUGAGUUCUCUACGUGAGCUCACUCGGGCUUUAGAGAAACUGGGGUUGAAGAUCAUCGACACGUUGGCAAAUGCAGUAGGGUUUGAGAACCCGAUAGGAGAUGAUCCGAACCGGUUUUGUUCUUUGAUGUGGAUAUCAGAGGGUUUGCAUGGGGAUGAUAAACCCUCGGGCGGGUUUUACCCGUAUGUAAUUGGGUUACAAUAUCAAAUCAGGUGCCAAAAAUAUUCCUUGUUGUCGGAUUCGGGUUGGCUUUCGGUUUCACCCGAAGUGGACUCCAUCAUGGUCACUCUCGGUGACAUUGCUCAAGUUUGGAGCAAUGGGAAACUAAGGAAAGUGAGGGGAAGACCGGUGGCGGUGCGUUUAGAUGAUGAAAACAGCUCUCGUCGUAUAUCAAUGUCACUGUUAUUGACACUUCCGAUGGAUAGUCAAGUUGCUCCUGUCCUUACCAAGGUUAUUGCUGGCGAUGAAAAUGACAACGAUGAUGAAAUUGGUACCAAGGGAAAGAAAGAAGAGAGAUUGUUUACUUCAUUUUCCUUUGAAGACUAUGCAUGGAGAGCUUAUCAUGAAUGCCUCCUCUUCAAAGAUCCACUUGAUAGAUACCGCAUCUAAAGUUUCUAUACAUUGAAUAAUUUUCAAUCUUUCUAAGCAAAUGGAAAUUUGACAAUA
Messenger RNA from Theobroma umbraticum, 1177 nucleotides. RefSeq names its product 2-oxoglutarate (2OG) and Fe(II)-dependent oxygenase superfamily protein. NCBI's taxonomy places the organism in Eukaryota, Viridiplantae, Streptophyta, Magnoliopsida, Malvales, Malvaceae. The record is from RefSeq and is a predicted model, not a curated record.